This is a messenger RNA of Prorocentrum cordatum, 870 nucleotides long. NCBI's taxonomy places the organism in Eukaryota, Dinophyceae, Prorocentrales, Prorocentraceae. The record is from the annotation of a GenBank genome assembly.
AUGGCCCGGGCCGAGAGAGCUUGGGCAGCGUCGGCCGGCGCCGCGAUCUUCUGGCUCUCGAAGCUGGCGGGCGAGUUCGGCAGGGUGAUGAUCAACCGUCGCUUCUGGCCAACGAACCUCGUUCGGCGCAUGGGGGUAAUUCCAUUGCAAUGCCACGCGUGCUACCGCAUGCCUAUUCACGUGGAGUAUGGCAGCAGUCGGCGCGUGCGCUGGCGGGCAUAUGAAUGGCGCACCGUGCGCGUGGCUUGCCAGGGGGCCAAGCCAGACAAGUCCAAUCCCAAGGAAGAGAUGACGUUUCCUCAGCUGGGCGGGGCCGACCCGGAAUGGCAGGCUCUGGCGGCCGCCCCCGAGCCGCCGCCGGGCGCCCCGGCGUCGAGGGCGGCGGCGGGCGCGGCGCCGCCGUGGCCGGCAGCGAUCGACCCGAACGCGGCGCAGAGCCACCGCCGGAAGGUCGAGCUGGAGCAGCCCGACGACAUCGUGGAGGACGUGGGGCAGCAGGCUCGAGAGCAGGGGGCGCAGAGGCGCCGCGAGACCCCCUCGUCACACGUAAAGAGGGCGGCGACGGAGAACCAGCCAGAGCGCAGAGACCAGGCGGAAGAGGCCACGCGACUGCUGCAACAGAUCGCGUGGAAGCAGAACCAGCAGGGGGCCUCUCUCAACCGGCUGUUCGCGGCAGUAUCAGGACAGAUGGAGGCGGUGGCCACGCCCCAGUCGAAAGUGCAGUCGUUGGCGAGGAAGGCAGCGCAGGCAGCAGAGCCAAUCCCAUGGGCGAGCGCGAAGGGCGCGAAGCCAGGAGAAGAGGCCAUGCCGACCCAGCCGGUCAGGGAGAAGAGCGGAGCCGAUCGCCGCGACAUCGCGACGCCGCCGACG